This is a messenger RNA of Coregonus sp. 'balchen', 4154 nucleotides long. Lineage: Eukaryota; Metazoa; Chordata; Actinopteri; Salmoniformes; Salmonidae. The record is from the annotation of a GenBank genome assembly.
CUCAUCUCUGUCUGAUCAGAAGGCAGCAGCAGUCACUGGCUUUGUAAACAUACGUGCUGCGCUGCUUUGUUUCGGAACCGCCACCAUUGUGGGUCUCUCUCUAGCCAUGCCAUGGAUAUUUUGUGGCAAUAUCAGUUCAGGAUAAUUUUGCUAGGAGACUCGACCGUAGGGAAAUCAUCUUUGUUGAAGCGGUUUACAGAUGGAAUUUACAGCGAUGUAGCGGAUCCAACGGUCGGUGUUGAUUUUUAUGCCCGUUCGCUAGACAUCGAGCCAGGGAUUAAAAUCAAGCUUCAACUGUGGGACACGGCUGGACAGGAACGAUUUAGGUGAGAUGCGGACAAUAAAUGUUAUACUAGGCCUAUCUAUAUCUGUUAUCAAUAAUCUGUUGACAAGAUCAACUAAUUAAUUAUUUCCAUCAGUAUAAAUUAGCCUAUAUGGAUCAAAUAACUAAAACGCCUCAGCCCUCACACAAUCUAUUGUGGUCGGUUUACCAUUUUGGCGAAUAACAGUGGAGGAAAAUAAUCGUUUUCAUUAUCUCUAGUCAUAACCCACAGAGAAAGGAGGUCAGUCAUCGUCAGUCAUUUUUCACCCUACGACUGUAAUAACGGAGGCCGUUACUCCAGUCUCCAUCAUAAAAACAGUCAGCAAAUUGUGGCGCAUCAUCAGUUGCAUUCAUUCACUGAUGAUGGGCAACAACCUCGCCUUGAUAUCGUUUUCUGUAAUACACUAAUGAAAUAUCCCUUUUUAAUACAAUGAUAAGAAGGUUUUGAUGCCUGUCUUUGGAUGAAUGACAGUCAAAUCCGGUUAUUCUGCAAGUAUGGUUUGUUGCUGAUGAGAUGGCCUGUGAAUCAGCGAGGCAUGUCUCUCUCUGUUACAUACAUGUAGUAAUGUGUCUGUAUGUAGCCUAGUCUGCAAUGCCUAGGCAAAUACAGUAUCCAUCCAGGAGCCAGUAUAGCUUGUAGUUGAAAAAAAGAUGUAAACAACAUAUUUCAUUCUCCACUGAUGUAGUCUCAGAUACAGUUCCUCUAAGAGCAUUAGAACUGUGUUUGUAGACUCUGCUCUCAGAUCUCCCUUUCCUCUUGAAGCUGAACCUGGAUGUCUCUGACAGAAUAUUAUGGAAGAAAGACUGUUUUCCAAUAGGAGGUUCACAGUAAACACCUACAAGAGAUUCUCAGUGGCAUGAAAGAACUGUCUCUACAGGUCUGUACUGUUAGUUAUCAUUCCUUAGUUUGUAAGCCACAAGGGAUGUUUUUCCCUGGACCUGCAAGGAAUCACGGAUAUUGUUAUGCUGUUUUGGUUCAGGGUUACAAUGAGAUUCAAGUCAGCAUUGUUUAAAUUCACAUUUCACUAUGGAUCAGAGCUGAAUUGUAACAUCUCGUACUCUCCAUCUUCCAGGUCCAUCACCACUUCCUACUACCGUAACUCAGUGGGCGGGCUCCUCGUGUUCGACCUGACCAAUCACAAGACCUUCGACCACGUGAGGGAGUGGCACAAGGAAGUGAGCGAGCACAUCCUGCCGCACCACAUGGUCUACAUCCUGAUUGGCCACAAAAGCGACCUAAACAAGGACCGGAAGGUGACGCGGGACGAGGCUGAGCAGCUGGCGGCGGAGAUGGGAAUCCGCUAUGUGGAGACGUCGGCUAAGUGCAACAGCAACGUGGACCGGACCUUCGAGCUGCUCAGCAGGGACAUCUAUGAGCUGAUGAAGAUGGGGGAGAUCACCACGAGGGACGGAUGGGAUGGGGUGAAGAGCGGUCUCACCACCAGGGUCCUGUACCCGGGCGAAGAGGACAUUGAGGUGGAGCCGAGGGAGAAGAGCUGCAACUGCUGAGAGACUGACCCUCGAUCCCUGACCCCUGACCUCAUCAAUGGUCAUGUUCAUUAGGCACCAAACGGAAGAAAAUGGAUUGGAACAGAGAGGGACUACCUGGAAUUGUCCAAUAAGAAACACUAAUUUAUCUUUUCCGUUGCGAAACGUUUUAGAACGUGUUCCCUAAUAAAUACGACGCAUGUCUCCACUGUUGUUCCCCCUCUCUUAUCUCCACAAGUAUCUCACAUCAUCUCACAGUUUAGUCAGUUUCCCAUUGAAACUAAGCCACGGUCUAAAGUGAGGCCCUUGUCCUGUGACAUCAUCGUCACGCGUCCACAUGUCACCAUAUGCUUAGCGUAGCUAGCCUGCCUUUCCCCUCUGUAUUAGUUCCUACAGAGGUCAGGAUGGGGCUGUUUUCUGAUGGGAGUACAUGAUACACAUCCUGUAGUACACAUCUUGAUGUGACUAAAGCUUCUCUACGAACACUGGUGUAAAUCCUUGCAGUGGACAAGCAUCAUACAUGUACAUGCUAAGCCUACACAGUUUAGCAUCACCUGGGUAGCUUUGGGCCCAGUUAGGUAAGGCAGGCACAGAGGCUGCGUUUACACAGGCAGCCCAAUUCUGAUGUUUUGCACAAUUAUUGUUAUUUUGACCAUUGAGAAAAGGCCUUUUGCCAAUAAUUUGGCAAAAGAUCACAUUUGGGCUGCCUGUGUAAACGCAGCCAGAGACACCUGUAUGACAGCGAUCAGGCCUUGGGGUAUUCCAGUACGUAUCCUAUUCCUUCCUGGCAGCAUCCUAUUCCUUCCUGGAUGCCCUUUGCUGCCGCAGGAGUUAUUGGAUUCUUAAGCAGGCAAGGUCUUUGCUGGUGGACUAUGCAUUAUUGCGGUCUGGCAUCACUCCCAUUACGUUGUUGUGGGUUGACGUCUGUCUGGCUAAGUGUGUGUGUGUGUUUGCGUGUGUGUGUUUGCGUGUGUGUGUGUAUGUGUGUGUGCCGUUGCGCUGCCUGCAGUCCCCUGAGACUGUACAUCAUGUCUGGUAUGGUCAGUGGUAGAAAAAGUACCCAAUUGUCAUACUUGAGUACAAGUAAAGAUAUCUUCAUAGAACAUGACUCAAGUAAAAGUGAAGGUCACCCAGUAAAAUACUGCUUGAGUAAAAGUCUAAAAGUAUUUUGUUUUAAAUAUACUUAAGUAUCAAAAGUAAAUGUAAUUGCAAAAAUAUACUUAAGUAUCAAAAGUAAAAGUAAAAGUAUUCAUAAUUUCAAAUUGCUUAUAUUAAGCAAACCAGAUGGCACACUACAGCAUGCAGACAUCAUUGACAAACAAAGAAUGUGUGUUUAGUGAGUCCUCCAGAUCAGAGGCAGUAGGGAUGACCAGGGAUGUUCUCUUGAGAAGUGUGUGAAUUGGACCAUUUUCCUGUCCUGCUAAGCAUUCAAAAUGUACUUUUGGGUGUCAGGGAAAAUGUAUGGAGUAAAAAGUACAUUAUUUUCUUUAGGAAUGUAGUAAAGUAAAAGUAGUCAAAAAUAUAAAUAGUAAAGUAAAGUACAGAUACCCCAAAAAACGACUUAAGUAGUACUUUAAAGUAUUUUUACUUAAGUAUUUUAAACCACUGGGCAUGGUUAGCUCUGGUGUUAAAAGUUCAUUGAUAAUAGGCAAGGAGAAUAAACUGUACUCUAUAUGUGUCACCACCACCACCCCUCCCCUGCUAAUAUGGUCCUGUAGACUACUUAUCUAUGUAAUUGCACAUAAGCCAAAUCAAGUUAAUGUUGCUUCAUGUUGUGGACUUCCUACUUCAGAGCAGAUGAGUAAUGUUUUCUAUUUUAAUUUGUUUUACAUCAUUUGUAGAACAUUGCUGAAGCCACAAACCCUUUUAAUGGUAGCCACUUGAUGAUUAGUAGAUUCUUUGAAUCAGCUGUGUAGUGCUAGGGUAAAAAAACAAAACGUGUACUCCUUGGGGUCCCGAGGACCGCGUUUUGGAAAUGCUGUGUUAUUACAUUAUCUGGUUGAGAACAUGACAUUUCGGCCCUAAUGGCCUCCAUGCUCCAUCAGAAUGGUUCCAAUAUCAAGACAGCCAGAAUCUUGCCUUGCUGUGCCUAUAGGCCCUUUCUGCCUGCAGAUAGGCACAGGAAGAUAACUCUCUAGUUUCCCUAGACUACUAUCUCCAUACUGCAAACCCCAGUGCAGAUAACAGUUGCCCUGAGACUGAGACUUGGCUGUAGACUGGUGUUACCAUGGCUCAGGGUCUAGAUAACAGCUCACUUUGCCUGGUCCCUCCUCCCUCCCAUCCUCCUUCCCCUCAGCUUACCUUGUCCACCUCUCACCAGCACCACACCCUGCACACACUGUAG